UUAGGAUACCACUAACCGAUUGCGGAGAAUCCAAGGUGCUUUUUAGGUUGCAUUACUAGACUGAGGGGUUGUGACUCAACAACGAGAGACCUGUUUAUGACCGAUAACACUUAUUUCUCGCCCUCACCCUUCGUCUUCCAUUCUACAUCAUUGUCCCAAUAGCAGCAUGUCACCAAGCAACGAAAAGUACGUCAUUUUCGACAUCGUCGGGACCUGCGUCUCAUACGACAAGCUUACAGAAGCACUCGAAAAGCAACUCGGUAAAAAGCUGCUGGCCGAGAAUGUAAAGCCAAGUCUUCUCGUGAACACCUGGCUAGAGGCUGGAGAACGUGAAUAUACAUACCUCUCUAUGACUGGUAGAUACGUCGCAUUCGACAAAGUGUUUUCGUCUCUAUUUUAUCGCAUGCUUUGGCUCGCCGGCAUCGAGGAACCACGCUCCUUCGCAACUGAGGCUGAUAUCGAGAAGAUUACGCAAGGCUACAUGGAGCUUGAGCCAAGACCUGACCUCAAGGAGUGUUUUGAUAAGCUUCGAGCAGCGGGAUUCACGGUGCGUGGUCUGACAGCUGGGGACUUCGACAGAGUGCUUGGAUACUUUGAUAAGGCGGGUAUUGAGUUUCCAAAGGAGCACCUGAUGUCCUGUGACUCAUUUGGAGUGGGUAAGCCGGACCUCAAGGCAUAUGCCUCGACUUUUGAGGAGUUGAAGGGAGCAAAGGAGCUUUGGUUCGCUGCGGCCCAUAUGUGGGACGUGAGCUCAGCUAAGCAAGUCGGAUUCAAGAGUGCCUAUUGUUCUGUGCUGGAAAAAGAGCCCUGUGUUGACAUCUUUGGGGAGAUGGAUGUCAUGUCGGAUACUCUGAGUGAGAUGGCAGAUAAGAUUAUCCAAGCCUCUUCUUAAGCUGUUAGAAAUGAUCAUAGAGGUUGAAAUGCGAUGUAAACGAUGCUCAUUUCUGUCCCGAAUCCCAAUCCCCAAGUGUCACCAUGGUCUGAGCCUUGGAUGUGAGAAACUUGAUACUACUUCGAGCCGGCUACUUAGGCCAACUGCAGAGAGCCUUACGCAUUCUUCAACGUCGACGUUUGCGUCGCGUCGAGGAAGGCGUAUUCAACGGCACCAGUCUGGCCCUCAAUAACCAAACUCAAAGUAGAAGGCUGUUCCUGUCACAGUUGAAACAAAAAAAGAUAAAGAUAAAGUUACAA
This is a messenger RNA of Fusarium verticillioides 7600, 1191 nucleotides long. Its product is annotated as 2-haloacid dehalogenase. The transcript has 2 exons. The coding region runs from base 167 to 892 and encodes 241 amino acids. NCBI's taxonomy places the organism in Eukaryota, Fungi, Ascomycota, Sordariomycetes, Hypocreales, Nectriaceae. The record is from RefSeq and is a predicted model, not a curated record.